AUGGCUUCAAACGAUCCGAUUCAAGCUGGCCGCGCGUCAAACAGCUCUUCUAGGGACCAAGAGGACGCUAACUCUAUGGCAUCAAUCAACGGAGAAGGCGAAGACACGCAUCAUGAUAUGGGUUUGGGUUCCUCACAAGUUUCAAAUAUGCAGCGCAGGAUGGAUGAGAUCAGAUUGAAAAGUUCUGAUGUAAUGAACAGGAUGAAGCAAAGAGCUGGUAUGCGGUCGAAAAAGCUCUGCUCAAUCUGCAAAAAGAUACCAUUCGAAGAUUGCCUGCCAGGCGAUGCUGAGACAAAUGAGGAGGGAGCCGACGGCAGUAGCGCAGCAGAAGAUGCGCUUAUAUACUACAUAAGCCUCUCGCACAUUCUACAAAAUCGCAAGCCUUGCAAAUUCUGUGGUCUACUUUUUCGGACCGUUUGCGAACCAGAAUACGAUUUGCUGAAGGCACAACAUAUCAAACAGUAUCUACCGGACCGCGACAAGAACCAUAUAAGCUUCUCAGAAUGGGCCGAGAAAAACACGUCCUGGAUAGGAAAAUGGGUGGGAGGUGCCGGGCUGUGGCCAUUUGGAUAUGCUGUCGACCGACAACAAGCUGCCAAGUCGACACUGCAGCAAGCGCAGACGCUCUUUCUAAAGGCGGAAGACCGCGACAUUAACACCAAGAGCCUCAACAUGAAGGAACUUGAGGAUAUGUAUGAGUCUAGAGACACGGUAGCCGAUACGAUGGCCGCAGCCAACACAAGCCUCGCUUUCAUCAAUCUCGUCACGAACCAGAAAAGCGAGCAGUUGCAGAAGGGAAUGGCGAGCGCUCAGUUCGUAAUGGGUCAACUGGCCCUAUUACAGAGCAAAAAGAGGAAGCGGCUGCCCUGCAUCUUCAUGCUCAGAGCGUACCGGAAACACGACGCAAAAAAAGGAGCCUUGAGCGUACGUGUCUAUGGGCACGGACGAGCACCGCUCGCCCCCUUGAAGGAAAUCUGCCAUUUCAGCCUGCGAUUCGAAAACUCCAGCAGCCCACGGAUAGAAAAGCAGCAGAUCUGGUAUGGGCAAAGGAUUGGUCCUCGAAUUGAUGUCCCGUUCUUCAAGCAUUGCGUUCAGGCAUGCACGUCGAAGCACGAUUGUGGAAACUUGUUGAGUGGUGCAGCGAAUGGGCCUGACUCAGAUCUGGAGUUGGGGAGGACCGACAUAUUUCGAUUGAUUGACGUGCAUGAGAUGUGUAUUAAGGAAAUGCAGUUCUCUAACAUGAUACGCUCAAAGUACGUAGCUUUGAGCUAUAGAUGGGGAAAUCCACUACUACUGAAUGGCUGGAAAAUGUACAAAGGAGAUCAAGACCGGCCUUACUACCACCACGAGGCGACAGGGACAUCAACAUGGACUUACCCAAUCCAUACGCGCCUGACUUCAGAGAACAAAUUCAAGUUGUUGAAAGAGUAUGGUCUUGAGGCCGAAGAUGUGCAUAUCCCAAAAACGAUCAAAGACGCCAUACAGGUCGUUCAAGAAAUCGGCGAAAGAUUCUUAUGGGUCGAUCAGCUCUGCGUUCCUCAAGAGGGUGAUAGUCAUGUUCUGCGCGCCAACAUCCAGCGCAUGGGACAUAUAUACAACCGCGCCCUUUUUACCAUCGUUGCUGGAGACAGCUUACACGCUGAUGAAGGGUUAAGAGGACUCAAUGGCCAUCACAGCCGGGGGAAACAGCUCGUGGAAGACGGCAUCAUCGAAAAUACCCGGAUGGUGCUGCCCACACGCUUGGAGCUUGACUGUGAAGCUUGGGAAGAGCGGGCGUGGUGUUUACAAGAGAAACUAUUGUCUCGAAGGAUUCUCAUCUUUGCAGGCGGGUUUGCAUUAUGGCAUUGUCGGGGAGGAACAUGGAGGGAGGAUGUCAACGCCUUGGAUGGGGAUAGGUCGUUGAUCUCGUUCCCAUGGCUUAGACUCACACCCUUGCCGCCUCCUAGCCAUGAUAUCUCGCCAGAAGGAUUGCAGAUUACACAAGAGGAUGGGAGCGUGAGACUGAUGAGACUUCCGUCGAUGCAACAGUAUAUAGAGGCAGUAGAAGAUCUGAGUAGAAGGGAUAUAGGGAAUAGUUGCGACAUCCUUAGUGCGUUUGAGGGUCUCGGAAACAUUCUUGGUGGCGAAGGUUUCCUCAACUCGCCAUUUCGAAACGGAUUGCCAUGCCACUUUCUGGAUGUCUCGCUCUUAUGGCAAUCAGAUGAGCCAAUGCGCCGCCGCAAAGACGACCCCCCAAGAAAAUGUCCGCCGAGUUGGACGUGGGCAGGCUGGGAAGCUGCACAGGAACCAAAAGGAUAUGGCACUAGAGGCCCACGAGUUCAUUAUGACCAGCCGUUCGACGUCUUGAUGUUGAACUCCCAGAUCGUUCGACGGUACCGUAAAUACGGUGAAGAGCGCAUUCGUCCUCGCAAGGGCACAUUAUACGGUGUUCGGGAAGGCCUCGGUCGUUUUUCUCUGCAAGAACUGGGGCUCUUCGGUAUGCCCAACAUGGGUGCAAGAGGAUUCAAAGAUUGGGACUCAGCGGGCCUCCUACCAGCACCAAGACCAAGAUUACCACCGCAAAUAAUACGCGAGUUGAACGAGCGGCAUCUCAUCAUGUACACCGAGUUAGCGAACCUAGAGUUGGGUAGCGAUUGUUGGAAAGUCCGAACAGUGACCAAAAGUGCUGAUCAUGAGCACUGCAUCAUCAAUUUCCACGACACUAAACCGAUCGAAACAGAAUUGAAAGCCGAGGAGGUAACUCAACCAGAUCUAUGGACCCAAACAGUCGUGUCCAGAGAACAUUGGAUCGACACCGCAACGCAUGUUAGAGUCGGUACUGUGAAGUUUGACACUGACGAGGUUGCAAAGCGCGGAGACUCCGUAACCGCGAUCCUAUUGUCGGAAGCCCAGUACCUAGGUAACGAGACAAGGCCAGACAUUCUAGGCUAUCCACUCUACAAUAUUAUGCUUGUGAGACCAGCAAGGGAUAAUGUUAUGGAGCGCAUAGGUCUUGGUCGGAUAUAUAAAUAUGCAUGGAGAGAAUUAGAAGCGAAAAGGGAAGCAGUCGUGUUAGAGUAA
Periconia digitata is the source of this 3060-nucleotide messenger RNA. The record is from the annotation of a GenBank genome assembly. NCBI's taxonomy places the organism in Eukaryota, Fungi, Ascomycota, Dothideomycetes, Pleosporales, Periconiaceae.